AGCCAGUAUAUAUACUGCAAAUGCACCUACAGUAAAUCAUUCAUUCAGUUGUUCACUGUCCAAUAGACCAACAUACAUAAUCAUGAAGGUGUUGUGUCUUGCUGCAGUAGCAUUUGUUGCCGUUGCCACCGUAACGGCGGCUGAAAAAACUAGUCAAUUGUUUGACAGCCAAGAAAACAACCAACAAUGGAGAGAACAAGGCAACAACAACAACCAAUAUUUGGGCAAGUCGAACGACCAAAGUUUGUCGUACCAAGGGCUCAACAGGAACAACAACCAAGGACAAAACAACAUGGGCCUCAAUAAACAAAUGAACGACAACAUUGGCCUCAACGGACAAAUGAACCGCCACGUGUACCGCCAACUUAACCAGGACGGCAAAACUUUGUUCAACGGACAACAAAAUCAACAAACAAACGGCGAUUACAACAACCAAAACACCGGUUACGGCUCGGACGAAAGCUCUGAAUUCAUGACCACCGGAUCCAACUCCCAGGAAGACUACGUUCAGACUGAAGGCAUUUCCCAAAAGGACGCCGCCUACGUACUCGGCAACAACGUAGCCAAGAAAAUGAUGAACUUCGUCGCCAUCGCCGAAAAGUACGCUAACGCCAACGGAGCCAUCAAAUGCGAACACACCGAAGAACACCUCGCCUUGAAACAAAUGACCUUGCCGUUGCCAGACCAUCAAUACUUGAACAUCAACGAGAACAAAAUCAAAGGUCUCAACCACGGAAUCGUCAAGAACAUGAGAAUCAACACUGAAGAAAACAACGUCGAUGUAGAAUACUUGUUCAACAACUUGGUAGCCGAAGGUAACACGAAGACAAACACUGGUAACAACGAACCGUUCAACGUGAAAAUGAACAACGCCAACAUCCGUGUCUCGACCGAAUUGAACAACCGCAACCGCAACGUCGCCUGGACCCACAGCGAACAAAUACAAAUCAACACAGACUCCGCUCUAUCCCAGAAACACCAAAUUUUGAACCAAAACAACGCUGCAUCCAAAUUCAUCCAACACUUGAAGAGGUCUAUCGAAAACGAAAUGAUCGAAAACUCCUACGAAGGUUUUGUCGGAUGUAUGAGGACCGAAGCCCAAAAAACAUACAACAUGCCUUUGGGACCCGAAAACGACAUGGUGAUCGUCAACAAGAGAACCGGCCUCAAGGUUUCGUUGGUCAACACCCAAAACUGGAACGACAUUGAAUCUAAAGAUACCAGGAAAAUCAAGUCCGUGUCCGUGCGCCAAAUCGAAUCCGGAAACGGUUUCAGAGUAAAGGUCAACAUUGUCAUGUCCAAACAGCCCACAUGGCAGAGCGACAUCUUGGUCAACAAACAACAACAAACCGCCAACUUCAAGAACGUCAACUUCCAAGCCAACGACAUCGUCGCCACCGCUGUUUUAGAGAACAUCAUCCAAAUCAACGGAGACUCACGAUUCAAUGUUGCUGACGUUCAAGUCAAAUUCAACGGUCUUAAAUUCAACAUUGCCGACAACCAGGAUUUGGCAAUGGACGUUCAACAAAACCUCCACAGAAUGUUGGAAAACAACAUGGCUGUUGUUCUCAAACAACAAUUGAAACAACAACAUCAGUUCUGCCAAAACUCUCAAGACGAGUGUGCCAAGUGUGGCAACCAAAAGCCGUCACUUUUGAGUUCAUUAUUUAAUAAGAAAGUUUAAUUUGUUCGUAAAAAAAAUGUACUAAAACCUUAAUAAAACAUCCAUAGGCAAUGUAUACAA
This is a messenger RNA of Adelges cooleyi (spruce gall adelgid), 1744 nucleotides long. RefSeq lists its product as uncharacterized. The transcript has 3 exons. Lineage: Eukaryota; Metazoa; Arthropoda; Insecta; Hemiptera; Adelgidae. The record is from RefSeq and is a predicted model, not a curated record. Bases 83 to 1684 code for a protein of 533 amino acids.